Messenger RNA from Cyprinodon tularosa, 3576 nucleotides. RefSeq names its product oxysterol-binding protein-related protein 7-like. Gene Ontology annotation, cellular component: intracellular membrane-bounded organelle; cytosol; perinuclear endoplasmic reticulum. Lineage: Eukaryota; Metazoa; Chordata; Actinopteri; Cyprinodontiformes; Cyprinodontidae. The record is from RefSeq and is a predicted model, not a curated record. The coding region runs from base 198 to 2918 and encodes 906 amino acids. Gene Ontology annotation, molecular function: cholesterol binding. The transcript is spliced from 24 exons.
GUUUUCUCUCAGGUGAGGUAGUGCUUUUUGUAACAUAGAAGAAGAUGGAAAAUUUGAAGGAAUUCAACAGGAGGGAUUUACUGUGAACCAAAGAAGUUAAGCUUGUAAAUUAUCUUGCUAAUCACAGACUUCCAUGAAACGCAGAUAGCUCCAAAGACUUUCUGUCUCUGCAAAACCGUCUUCAUCAAAUCACCCUGAUGGACCCUCAGGCGGGCAGCAGUCAGUCUGUCAUUAGCUUCGCUGACAAAUCCCCUGCCAGUACUUUCAAACCAACUCACUCUCGGAAUAACAGCACGGGUUCAUCCAAGUAUUCAAAACAGUCUCGUAACUGGGAGAUCAUGGAUGAUGGCUACUCUGCCCCUGGUUCCUCUAUGGACCUCAGUAUUCCUGGGAUCUGUGAGGGUUAUCUCAUGAAGAGAAGGAAGUACCCACUAAAGGGAUGGCACAAGAGGUACUUCCUUUUGGAGAAGGGUAUUCUCAAAUAUGCAAAGACUCAACAAGAUAUUCUGAAAGGAAAACUCCACGGUUCCCUGGAUGUCAGCAUGGCUGUUAUGUCGGUGAACAAAAAGGCCAAACGAAUAGAUCUCGAUGGUGGAGACAACCUUUACCAUCUUAAGGCGAAGAGCAGUGAUCUCUUCUACAUUUGGCUGACAAAGCUGGCUGCCCACCGUGUUUUUAGAAAACAGGAAGCAAUGAGUGUCCAUCGAGGUGUUCUUCAUGCUCUUUCAAUGAACCAGAGUUCACUGCCCAUUAUGGCCAAUAUGACCCACCAACACCAAUCGACUCUGCCUCACUACGCCAGCUCAGCAUCUGUAGCCGGUCCAGAGAUGAACGCUGCUCCCAUGUCCUCUUACUCGGGGGUCAACAACAAGGUGUCUGCUUGGCUCCAGCAGACCCACAACAUUGAUGCAACUUCUAAUGACCUGGCUCGGAGUCAAGCAGAACUGACAGAACUGGUUCAGCUCAUACAGAGACUCCACUGGCUUGAAGGAGGAAUCCCGCUCACUAACACUGACCUUGAGAUGCGCAUCAGCAUGCAGAAUCUUUUCUUGGAGAAACCCAAGAAGAAGUCCGGGAAGGUGGGUCACUCAAGGACUUUGUCUCGUGUUGAGGCCAUGGGUGGAAUGUUCACAUCAAGUCACCUGAGUACAAACAACGGUUCCAAUAUGGCUGCGUCUGUUCAGUCCAUACCAGACUAUGUUUAUACGCAGCUCUCAAACCCUCAAGUAACCUCACCGGAGGCUAAAAAGCUACACCAAGACAUUUGUGUUCUUUCUCAGAGGGUGCAUGCUUCUCUGACCUCCAUUCAUGAGGUAUUGACCAUGGAAAGGGAGAGACUGAGACAGGCUUGGGCUAGCCCUGACCUGAGGCAGAAUGCAUCACAGCAGCUGGCAACACUGUGCACCACACUUUCUGAGCUUGAUGUGCAGUCCCAUCUGACCAAAGUCCAUUCGGUUUCCCUGUCCUCUGGCUCUACUGAUGAAUCCUUCUGUACUGUCUGUACAGAUCAGAGGUCGCCGUCUAUAAGUCGUCAUAGUCAUCGUGCUCCUUCAGUGGCAGACUCUAUGGCAGAAUAUUUUGAUGCCAAUGAGGUGAUCGUAUGCGAGACCUCGUCAGAGGCUGAGGCAUCGGAUGAGUCAGGCUUGAGUGACAUCACUACAACCAGCACCUCAGAGCCUGAUGAAGGUCACUCAACUGCCACUCUCAACUACAGAGAAAGUCUAAAUAGUGCAACUGACAAGCCCAACCUAGUGCGCACCGAUACAGGGCGUCGCACCAAACUCCCUGCUCCUGGAGGAGACAACAGUCACAUUGGCAUUAUGACCAUCCUUUACAAUAACAUUGGCAAGGACCUGUCCAGAGUCUCUAUGCCAGUGGCUCUUAAUGAGCCUCUGUCUUUGCUGCAGAGACUUAGUGAAGAGCUAGAGUAUACAGAGCUGUUGGACAUUGCCAAUAACACUGAUGACCCAUAUCUAAGAAUGGUUUAUGUGGCAGCAUUCUCAAUUUCUGGUUAUGCUUGGGCAUCUUGGAGAAAUCGCUAUAAACCGUUCAACCCUGUUCUUGGAGAAACCUAUGAAAAUCACCGGGAAGACAGGGGAUUCCAUUACAUCAGUGAACAGGUUAGCCACCACCCGCCCAUCUCAGCCUGUCAUGCAGAGUCAGAAAAUUUUACUUUCUGGCAAGAUCAGAGGUGGAAAAACAAGUUUUGGGGAAAGUCGGUGGAGAUAAUCUCAACUGGAUUGGUCAACGUUUCCCUGCCAAGGUAUGGGGAUCACUACGAGUGGAAUAAGGCAGUGACCUGCAUCCACAAUGUACUGAGCCAACAACGCUGGUUGGAGCAUUAUGGUGAGGUGGUCAUCAGAAACACAAAAAGUGACGUGUGCACCUGCAAGAUGACCUUUGUUAAGUCUCGCUAUUGGAGCUCAGAGAACAGUAAGAACGAGAUUCAGGGUGUUGUUUUGGACAAGGCUGGAGAGGUGGUCCAUCGUUUUGGAGGCUUCUGGCAUGAAGGCAUCUUCUGCGAUACCAUGACUACACCAACCUGCAUCUGGAAGCCCAAUGUACAGCCCGAUGACCACUUCCAGUUCUACGGUUUCUCACGUUAUGCCAGAGAACUAAAUGAACUGACUGCAGACUUGAAAGAUGUCCUCCCCCCAACAGAUACUCGCUUCAGGCCAGACCAGAGGCUCCUAGAAGAGGGGAAAUUGGCAGAGGCGGAUAAAAGAAAAGACGAGGUGGAGGAAAAGCAAAGAGAAAGGAGGAAGGAAAUGGCUAAAAGAGGAGAGGAACACAUCCCUAGGUUCUUCAGAAAAGCACUUGAUGAGGCUGGCAGAGAGGUGUGGCUGCAUAAUGGAACCUACUGGAAGAUCCGUCAAGAUCCAGGCUUUUCAAAGACCGAAAAUCUAGACUUGUGGUAGAGCACUAAAUAUACAUGGUGAAGUUUCAGAUUGCAGAGUACAAUUUUUCUUAAAGUACAAAUUGCAUCGGUACUGUGGUGACUCAACUACACAAACUAAGACUGUGUGCUCUGUACAUUGCUCCUAGCAUCGGGAUUGCUUGAUUGUUCAUAGAAACAUGAAUGAACCUUAAUUUAGUAUGCAACAUGGAUGCAAGAUGGAAUGAUGAAACCUGUUAACCAAAUUAGUUUAGUUUUGGUCAAACUGUCGGUAUCAGACUUUUUAUUUUCUUCCAUUUAACUUCUGUCUAAUUUGUAUUUGUCUUACCUUAAACACAUGGAGAAAACAUUGUAUUUUCAGCUUUUACACAUCAAGGGCAGGGGUAGUUAUAUUUUAGGGGAAUGUGUUGUGUUGCUCUUUUUCCUGCCACACAAUACAAAUGUCUGACAUGAAUUGUAUUUUCUCAUUUGGUUUGGCAUUGUGAUCUCUUUUGGUGUUUUGAGUAUACAUUACAUAAUCAAGUUUUAAUGUUUAUUUUUGCUUUCAUUUAGUGAUCGACUAGAAUUACAUAGACCAAAAUUGCUUGGCUUUUACCGAUUUCAACAUUUUGCCAACAAAAAAAUAGAAAAUUCUUAUUUUAAGUCCCUCCCCCCUUCCAAAAUAAACAAUCCUAUCAAGA